Mytilus trossulus (common blue mussel) is the source of this 780-nucleotide messenger RNA. RefSeq lists its product as uncharacterized. The record is from RefSeq and is a predicted model, not a curated record. Gene Ontology annotation, biological process: DNA replication, removal of RNA primer. Gene Ontology annotation, molecular function: nucleic acid binding; RNA-DNA hybrid ribonuclease activity. The transcript is spliced from 2 exons. Lineage: Eukaryota; Metazoa; Mollusca; Bivalvia; Mytilida; Mytilidae. Bases 1 to 780 code for a protein of 259 amino acids.
AUGGUUACUAAAAAUAUUCAAGAUCCACCUCCAUGGAUUAUAGGUCAAGCAAAAACAUCCAGUAACAUAAAAAACAGCCUCAGUAAAAAAGAAAAUCCGCAUAUCAUUAAGACUAAAGCGUUAGAGUACAUCGACAAUGCAUAUAAAAAUCAUUUAAAAAUUUACACCGAUGGCUCAAAAGACCCAGCUUCGGGUAAAACUGGAUAUGCUUUUCUAAUCCCAUCAAAGUUGAUUGCAAGCUAUAAACGAACGUCAGACAAUCUUUCCGUUUACACCACAGAAAUGACGGCCAUAUAUCAAUCAUUAAAGUGGGUAUUCUCCAAUCAACAGCCAGGGCAAAAAGUUGUUAUUCUAACUGAUUCAUAUAGUGCAAUCCAAUCUAUAAAUAAUAAUGCAUCAAGUAGACCCGAUAUUCUAGAACCAAUUCAAAUACUGGCUUGUCGUCUAAAACAAAAAAAUAUAGAAGUAACCAUAGAAUGGAUACCAGCGCAUGUUGGUAUCCUAGGUAAUGAACAGGUUGACAAACUAGCUAAAUUAGCACUAAGUAAUGAUAAGAUUGACCUUAACUUAAGUCUUAGUGCAAACGAAUUCAUUGCAAUAACAACAGCAUUAUAUAAGAAAAAGUGGCAAGCUAGAUGGGAUAACACAUGCUCCAUAUGGAGUCGUUCUAUAAAUACUGCAUACUAUGUACCUAAACCACAUUUGUUGAGUCUUCUUAUUAACAUGGGGCUGAUGUUAAUAUGGUCAGGUCCUCCAAGACAUGUUACUUUGAAAGAAUAG